Molecule: messenger RNA, 2026 nt
Organism: Nomascus leucogenys (northern white-cheeked gibbon)
Lineage: Eukaryota; Metazoa; Chordata; Mammalia; Primates; Hylobatidae
Gene: OPRD1
Product: opioid receptor delta 1
Biological process (GO): neuropeptide signaling pathway; G protein-coupled opioid receptor signaling pathway
Cellular component (GO): membrane; neuron projection
Molecular function (GO): G protein-coupled enkephalin receptor activity; neuropeptide binding
Source: RefSeq, a predicted model, not a curated record
CUCACAGCGCUCCGGGCGAGGAGAGCGGGCGGACGCCGGGGGCUGGGCCGGUGCGGGCGGCGAGGCAGGCGGAGGAGGCGCAGAGACAGCGGGGCGGCGUCGGGGCCGCGGCCUCUCCCUUCCCGCGCCCCUCGCGUCGGGUCCCCGCGCCCGGGGCGCACGGUGGAGAGGGACGCGGCGGAGCCGGCCGGCAGCCAUGGAACCGGCCCCCUCCGCGGGCGCCGAGCUGCAGCCCCCGCUCUUCGCCAACGCCUCGGACGCCUUCCCCAGCGCUGGCGCCAAUGCGUCGGGGCCGCCAGGCGCGCGGAGCGCCUCGUCCCUCGCCCUGGCAAUCGCCAUCACUGCGCUCUACUCGGCCGUGUGCGCCGUGGGGCUGCUGGGCAACGUGCUCGUCAUGUUCGGCAUCGUCCGGUACACUAAGAUGAAGACGGCCACCAACAUCUACAUCUUCAACCUGGCCUUGGCCGAUGCGCUGGCCACCAGCACGCUGCCUUUCCAGAGUGCCAAGUACCUGAUGGAGACGUGGCCCUUCGGCGAGCUGCUGUGCAAGGCUGUGCUCUCCAUCGACUACUACAAUAUGUUCACCAGCAUCUUCACGCUCACCAUGAUGAGUGUUGAUCGCUACAUCGCUGUCUGCCACCCUGUCAAGGCCCUGGACUUCCGCACGCCUGCCAAGGCCAAGCUGAUCAACAUCUGUAUCUGGGUCCUGGCCUCAGGCGUUGGCGUGCCCAUCAUGGUCAUGGCUGUGACCCGUCCCCGGGACGGGGCAGUGGUGUGCAUGCUCCAGUUCCCCAGCCCCAGCUGGUACUGGGACACGGUGACCAAGAUCUGCGUGUUCCUCUUCGCCUUCGUGGUGCCCAUCCUCAUCAUCACCGUGUGCUACGGCCUCAUGCUGCUGCGCCUGCGCAGUGUGCGCCUGCUGUCGGGCUCCAAGGAGAAGGACCGCAGCCUGCGGCGCAUCACGCGCAUGGUGCUGGUGGUGGUGGGCGCCUUCGUGGUGUGUUGGGCGCCCAUCCACAUCUUCGUCAUCGUCUGGAUGCUGGUGGACAUCGACCGGCGCGACCCGCUGGUGGUGGCCGCGCUGCACCUGUGCAUCGCGCUGGGCUACGCCAAUAGCAGCCUCAACCCCGUGCUCUACGCCUUCCUCGACGAGAACUUCAAGCGCUGCUUCCGCCAGCUCUGCCGCAAGCCCUGCGGCCGCCCGGACCCCGGCAGCUUCAGCCGCGCCCGCGAAGCCACGGCCCGGGAGCGGGUCACCGCCUGCACCCCGUCCGAUGGUCCCGGCGGUGGCGCCGCCGCCUGACCAGACCAUCCGGCCCCCAGCGCGCCCCUCCCUGUGACCCGGCGGCCACAUGCGUCCCAGUGGGAGGCGCGAGCCGUGACGGGGAAUGGGGCAGUAGAAGGUCGGAGGUUUGGGACCCCCAGAUGGGGCCUCUGUUUCGGAGACGGGACCGGGCCGCUAGAUGGGCACGGGGCGGGCCUCUGCUUUGGGGCGAGGCAGAGGACAGAUCAGUGGCGCAGUGCCUCUGGGCUGGGUGCCCCGUUCACGACUCUAGGUGGGGUGGGAAAGCCAGUGACUCCAGGGGAGGAGCGGGACCUGUGGCUCCAGACCUGAGUCCUUAAACAGGGGAUCUCCAGGAAGGCGGGGCUUCAACCCUGAGACAGCUUCGGUUUCUAACUUGGAGCCGGAGUUGGGGGUCCGGGCCUAGCACCCAGGAAGGGCAGUGGUGGGGACAGUUGCUUGAAAACUGAGCUGCAAGACUGGGCCUCUGUGUGGUAGGGAGGAGCCUCCUGUGAGGGGAGACCCAGAGACAGGACAGCUGGAUGUGGCUACAGCUAAAGAGUUGGUCACCAGAUAGAGGGCCUGUGCAAAGGGCCUGUGGCCUCAACUUCAGAUACAGGAUACAGUCCCAGCCCUGAGUUCUAGCAAGGGGCAAGGCUCGCCGAGGUCCAGGUCCGGCUUGACACCUUUAUAAAUAGAAUAUAAAAGACUGAGGGGCCAGGCGUGGUGGCUCAAGCCUGUAAU